AUAUUUAUAGAGAGAGACAGGGAGCUAUAGAGAGACACAUGUAUAUAAUAUACAGUAUAUGAGUGAAUGUGGUAGUGGGAAGACUCAGCAGUGCCUGUUGGUACCAGCAGAGGGCGCUUUGGUUACACUGUUCAUGAGUUUCUAUAUGAGACUCCCAUUCACAUUGGCACCUUCAGAUCUUGCCUUUUCCUUUCUCCUUGCCGCUGCCUAAGGCGCAGGAUCCCAUUGUCUCCCAUAACCUUCUCCCCCCCAUCCUCGGCUCAUUAUCCGCCUGCUCGGCCGUCGUCUCUCCCCCCCACAAAGAGCCUUUCUCCUGCUCAGCUUUGAAGUAGUGCGUGUGCUGCUGGCAACAUUGGGCCCACGCCUGGCCGGAUCCAGUAACAGCCCGGCACCCUUUUAUGUGAUUAUUCACUGCACAUCAUAAUGAUCAUCGUGGAUCCUUCUCUCCCCUCUCUGCUUCCCACUCCUCCCCCCCUCGGGCAAUGCUGGGUGCCCAAAACAUGCCCAUUAGCCCUAGGCUCUCCCACUGGCCCGCAGCCUUUCUCUUUAUCAGUGUGAUGCAUGAGCACAAUCCGCAUGGCAGCUCCAGCACACUGCCCCAAAUAAUGUGUGCUGUUGAUGCCCCUUUUCAGUGUGGGCUGUCCCAGUGUCACAGCUCUUGUGUCUCCCCGUAGAGCCCAGACUGGCACGGAUACCAUGAAGACCCGGUGGUGGAUGUGUGGAACAUGAGGCUGGUGUUUUUCUUUGGUUUCUCAGUGUGUAUAGUGCUGGGCUCUGUCUUUGUCUAUUACCAGCCUGACCACGACGCUGCCAUGCCGUUUGGGUGCAUCAGUGGCAGGAAUGAGAAAACCUACAACUGCUUCUCUGACAUCACAGACAAAUAUGAGAUUGGGCAGCUUCUGUGCGCGAAGGAAUUUUGUGAGAUCUGCCUUGCGCGGGAGAUACAGACCGACCGGCUCUUCAUCUGCAAGAAAUUCCUCAAGAAAGACGGACGCAAGGUGCGCAGAGCUGCCAAGAACGAGAUCCUGAUCCUGAAAAUGGUGAAUCACCCCAACAUUUUGCAGCUGAUUGACACAUUUGAAACCAAGAAAGAAUUCUACAUCAUUCAAGAACUGGCCACAGGCGGAGAUGUAUUUGACUGGAUUCUGGAGCAGGGAUAUUACUCUGAGAAAGAUGCCAGUAAUGUCAUCCGGCAAGUCCUAGAAGCUGUAUCCUACUUGCACAGCCUGCAUAUUGUGCACCGAAAUCUCAAGCUGGAGAAUCUGGUGUAUUAUAAUCAGAAAAAUCACUCCAAGGUGGUUCUGCGAGAUUUCUAUUUGUCAUGCUUUGAAAGUGCGGAAAUCACAGAGCCUUGUGGGACCCCCGAGUACCUGGCCCCAGAGGUGGUAUCGAGACAUAGAUACGGGCGCCCGGUGGACUGCUGGGCAGUUGGAGUUGUGAUGUACAUCCUCCUCUCAGGAAACCCCCCCUUUUAUGAUGAGAAUGAGGAAGAAAACAGUGAGAAUCACAACAGGAAAAUCUUCCGCAAGAUUCUGGCUGGGGAGUAUGAAUUUGAUUCCCCCUACUGGGACGUCAUCUCUGCCCCAGCAAAGGACCUUGUGUCCCGGCUGAUGGAGAUCGAUCAGGAGCAGCGAAUCACAGCACAGGAUGCCCUCAGCCACACCUGGAUUUCAGGGAAUGCAGCAUCAGAACGGAACCUGAAGGAGGGAGUCUGUGCCCAGAUUGAGAAGAACUUUGCCAAAGCCAAGUGGAGAAAAGCCAUACGUGUUACCACCUUCAUGCAGCGUCUCAGAGCCCCAGAAGGUGCCAGCGGCCGUCUCCCGGUCACCCCCCGUUCCUCCAUGAGCGUGUCCCACGAGGUGAUGGUGGAAGCCAGCUCUUCUUCCCACACCCCUUCCCCUCACUCAUCCUGCAGAGAUAUCACUGAUCCAAACCGUCGCUCUGACCCAUGUGACAGUUUGGAGCCCCAGAUUGAGCAUCCAAAGCAGGGGGCGCCCUAAUGCCCCCCAUCACCCUCCUACACAGAGUGGAAAGGGGUCAGUGCGGAAGGAGCUGCACAAAGUACUAAGUACUGGAACCUUCCCCCAGCCCCCUAAAGACUCUUUUAGGCCCUUUGCUGGACAUACCCCAGAGGCAAAGGAUGGUUCCCCAGGGGUUCCCAUAGAUCAGAAAGGAUCCAACUGCGGUGGGUUUAACCAGGUCCAUAUUCAGGGGACUGCAUCACAUCCCAGAGAGUUCUCCCCAUCUCUCUUCCUGUUUCCAUGGGGAGGGGAAAUGAUGGGAUUUGGCUCCAGGUGGGUGACUCUGCGCAUGGCAACUGCAUGUUUCCAUAUUAUGCCCUCAUCUGCCACAGGCUGGACCCCAAAGCAGUGAUGGGCUGAACCCUAAUAAAUGCAAAGUAGCA
Molecule: messenger RNA, 2404 nt
Organism: Xenopus laevis (African clawed frog)
Lineage: Eukaryota; Metazoa; Chordata; Amphibia; Anura; Pipidae
Gene: camkvl
Product: provisional ortholog of CaM kinase like vesicle associated L homeolog
Exons: 11
Coding region: 726-2000 (424 amino acids)
Source: RefSeq, a predicted model, not a curated record